AGCUUGACGGGGAUGUUGUGGAACAUCAUGGCUUUUACUGUUUUACAGACUAAGACGGAGGACCGAAUUUAUGGAAAAUAGAACUAGUAAAUUAAUAAAAUAUUGAAUCAAAGUCUAUACAAAAUUGGGGAAGCCAAGGGCAGUGAAAAAGUUGCUUGAUUGAAGGAUUGAGUUUUCCAGCUCAAUCUCAGAUGAUGAUAUAAAAGCUUCUCCAUAAUUUACGAUAAACACAAAGGAACACAGCAAGUUUCAGCAAUGGCUCACACUUACAAGUCACUUGACGGCAUCUACACCAGCGAUAUCGAAGCCCUGGGAAUUCCUUCUGAACUUGCUGACCAACUCUACCAGAAGCUCACCCAGAUCGUCGUUAAUCACGGCGCUGCUACGCCCGACACGUGGCGGAACAUAUGCACGGACGUCCUUAAUCCUGACCUUCCUUUCGCUUUUCAUCAGAUGCUCUACUAUGGUUGCUUCAAGGACUUCGGACCUGACCCACCUGCUUGGCUGCCCCAUCCGGAAGCUGCAAAUUUAACAAAUGUUGGGCAGUUAUUAGAGAGGCGUGGAAAAGAAUUUUUGGGGUCAAGAUACAAGGAUCCCAUAUCGAGUUUUUCUGAUUUUCUGGAAUUUUCAGUCUCAAACCCGGAGGUGUAUUGGAAAACUGUUCUGGAUGAAAUGAAUAUUUCAUUUUCAGUACCUCCACAGUGUAUUUUAUGUGAGAAUGCAAAUGGGGUGUCAAACCCAGGUGGGCAAUGGCUUCCUGGAGCAUAUUUGAAUCCUGCAGAAAAUUGCCUUAGUUUAAAAAAUGAUAGAAGUUUGGAUGACAUUGUGAUAAGAUGGCGUGAUGAAGGAGAUGACAAUUUGCCUGUAAAGAGCAUGUCACUCAAGGAAUUACGUGCAGAAGUUUGGUUAGUUGCAUAUGCACUUAGUGCCCUGGGCUUGAAGAGGGGAUCUGGAAUUGCAAUUGAUAUGCCAAUGAAUGUCAAUGCUGUGGUUAUCUACCUAGCUAUUGUUCUGGCAGGAUACAUUGUUGUAUCCAUUGCUGAUAGUUUUGCCGCACUUGAAAUAUCAACAAGACUUAAAAUAUCUGAGGCAAAAGCCAUAUUUACUCAGGAUGUAAUCCUUCGCGGUGACAAAAGUAUACCAUUGUUUAGUAGAAUUGUGGAUGCCCAAGCACCAAUGGCUAUUGUUAUUCCUGCCAGAGGCCUUGAUCUCAGCGUGAAAUUGCGUGAUGGUGACAUUUCUUGGCCUGAUUUUCUGGGAAAAGUCAGAAAUUUUAAAGAAUGUGAAUUUGCAGCUGUUGAAUUACCGGUAGACGCAUUCACAAACAUCCUGUUCUCAUCUGGAACCACAGGGGAACCAAAAGCAAUUCCAUGGACCAAUGCAACUCCUUUGAAAGCUGCAGCAGAUGCAUGGUGCCACAUGGAUAUCCGUAAAGGGGAUAUUGUGGCUUGGCCAACUAACUUGGGUUGGAUGAUGGGUCCUUGGUUGGUAUAUGCGGCAUUGUUAAAUGGAGCUUCAAUAGCUUUAUAUAAUGGAUCCCCACUUGGGUCUGGCUUUGCUAAGUUUGUACAGGAUGCUAAAGUAACAAUGCUUGGUGUUAUCCCAAGUAUUGUUCGGGCAUGGAAAAGUGCAGAUUCUGUAGCUGGCUAUGAUUGGUCUGCCAUUAGGUGCUUUGCCUCCACCGGAGAAGCUUCAAAUGUAGAUGAGUACUUAUGGCUGAUGGGGAGAGCUUAUUACAAACCUGUCAUUGAGUAUUGUGGUGGUACAGAGAUUGGUGGUGGAUUUGUUUCUGGAUCAUUUCUGCAGGCUCAAUCACUGGCUGCUUUUAGUACUCCGGCUAUGGGCUGCAAGUUGUUUAUUCUUGGGGAUGACGGUUUUCCUAUUCCUCAAAAUUUACCAGGGAUGGGUGAGUUGGCGCUUGGUCCGCUCAUGUUUGGUGCUUCAAGUAAACUGCUGAACUCUGAUCACUAUGAUGUGUACUUUAAUGGAAUGCCUUCUUGGAAUGGACAGAUUCUCAGAAGGCACGGGGAUGUUUUUGAGCGCACUCCUAGAGGAUAUUAUCGUGCUCAUGGCCGUGCAGAUGAUACCAUGAAUCUUGGGGGCAUAAAGGUUAGCUCAGUUGAGAUCGAGCGGAUCUGUAAUACAGCUGAUGGUGACAUCCUUGAAACAGCUGCCAUUGGGGUACCACCACCAACCGGAGGUCCUGAGCAACUCAUAAUUGCCGUUGUUUUCAAAGAUUCAAGUAACGCACCAUCGGACUUGAAUCAAUUGAGGGCGUCUUUCAAUGCGGCAGUGCAGAAGAAACUAAAUCCGUUGUUCAAGGUCUCUGAUGUAGUUCCCUUUCCGUCUCUUCCGAGGACCGCGACAAAUAAGGUUAUGAGAAGGGUCCUGAGGAAGCAACUUGCCGACAAAAAUUCUACUGUGAUGAAUGGAUCCUUGCAAAAAGAAGCAGCAGCAAGCAUGAGCUGAAAAUUUGAAGCUCUCCACUGAUCGACAUGUCAAAAUCGAAACCAUAGUUUUGUCCACUCCCAUACACACAUUCAUGUAUCAGUUUGCAGAUGCUUUGGUAUGUUUGAGAAAUUGAUGUUUUGAUCCAUAAGGUGCAGUAAUUUUUGUGUCAGCCAUUGUUGUGUUGAAGGAAAGAUACAAUGCUUUAAAACGCUAAAUCCUCGUUAUUUAAAUACAAUUCCACUUUUGGACAGCAA
Mangifera indica (mango) is the source of this 2705-nucleotide messenger RNA. RefSeq names its product probable acyl-activating enzyme 17, peroxisomal. NCBI's taxonomy places the organism in Eukaryota, Viridiplantae, Streptophyta, Magnoliopsida, Sapindales, Anacardiaceae. The coding region runs from base 256 to 2469 and encodes 737 amino acids. The record is from RefSeq and is a predicted model, not a curated record. The transcript has 14 exons.